This is a messenger RNA of Hypoxylon trugodes, 1986 nucleotides long. Its product is annotated as galactose mutarotase-like protein. Gene Ontology annotation, biological process: glucose metabolic process; beta-D-galactose catabolic process via UDP-galactose, Leloir pathway. The record is from RefSeq and is a predicted model, not a curated record. Gene Ontology annotation, molecular function: aldose 1-epimerase activity; carbohydrate binding. Lineage: Eukaryota; Fungi; Ascomycota; Sordariomycetes; Xylariales; Hypoxylaceae. The transcript has 5 exons. Bases 473 to 1618 code for a protein of 381 amino acids.
GAGCCCGCAUAUUCUAUUUAAGUGAAUUUACCCCGAAUCCAUUGGGUGCGUUGUCCCAAUCGAAUUCCCCUAAGGGGAAACCGGGCAAGUUCCUCAGAUUACUGGCUGUUGCCAUAUCAGGCUAUUUACCCUCCCCAUCCUUCUACCAACAUGCACCCCAGACUAAUCCCGAAUCGCCUCUCUCGGUAUGGUACGAUUCAAAAGUGCUAUGCUUAGACGCGCGGACUCGCUAGCAGCGUCUGCUAACAUGCUGCGCUUUCCCCGCGAUAGCUAUUUAAAGGAAUAUCGGGGAGAGAGGGGCUAUACCGCAAUAUUGGGGUUGUGGUAGUAAUAAGCCAAGUGUCUCUUCUUCCUCGAGGACCGUCCCGUGAGAGCGAGUGUGUGUGCUUACAAUCUAGUUCCUUUCUAUUGCUUCAAGACCGUAUUGUGAUACCUACCGAUCAAGCUCGCUCGACAGGAACCAAUUGAAGAGAUGCGGUGCUCUAUAGUAGCUCUCCCGGUCUUGGCGGCAGCGACAUCUGUCGUUGCCCAAGCUCCAAAGCCCGGCGAAGAUGGAAAAUACACCAUAUCCUCCUCGGGAAUAAGAGCACAGUUCAUCCCGUAUGGAGCUACGCUUACCAACCUCUUUGUGGAGGACAAAAACGGAGAGGAAGUUGAUGUGGUCCUUGGAUACGACGACAUAAACUACUAUCCUAAGGACCCUGGGCAUCCCGUGUACAAUAGUAUCCCCGGUCGUUAUGUCAAUCGUAUCGGCAAGGGUAAGUACACGCUUGAUGGUACGACAUACACCACUGAAUUGAAUGAUGGGAGCAACACGCUCCACAGCGGGACGAACAAUUGGUCGUAUCGCGUGUGGAAUGUGACCGACCACACUGAAGACUCCAUCACAUUCAGUGUCCGCGAUGCGUCGAACUCGUCGCAAGGAAUGCUGGGUUUGGUCGAGGGUCAGGUGACCUACAGCGUGAGCGACAGCACAUGGAACAUCAAGAUGGAGGCGACAUCGCCCGAUGAAAAGACCCCGCUCAUGCUGACGCACCACACCUACUUCAACCUGGACGCAUUCAAGAACCCAGACACGCAGAAGAUCUGGAACCACACGCUAUACUUGCCGUACUCGAAGCGAUACCUAGUCGCAGACGAUGGCGCGCUGCCUACAGGUAAGAUCGGCACAGCAGAGCCCGGUGGCAUUGACGAUUUUUUCAGCGAGCCCGACCUAUUCCUAGGCCAUGCGCGAAGCGAUCCCAAAUUCGCAGGAAACUGUGGCGGCGGCGGUGCCUGCGAAGGCUAUAACGGGUACUUCCUCAUCGAUGACGCCCCCAAAGAUGCCGUUGUGGUCAAGCUAUCCAGUGGAUUCUCCGGCAUCACUGCUGACUUGCGUACUGAUCAGCUCGGCGUCGUCGUCUACUCGUGCAACUGGAUGGAUGGGACAGCCGACCUGAAGAGCACGCAAGGCACAAAGGCUAACCGCAAGGUGGUGAGAAGUUCGUGCGUCGCUAUCGAGGCGCAAGAUUAUGUCGACGGCAUUAACCACCCUGAGUGGGGACGCGUCGAGAAACAGAUUACUGGACCGGGUCAGAAGUACUCGUGGGAAAGCUCUUGGACUUUCGGAACACUUUGAGCCAACCUCGGUGAAGAAUGACCAAGUCCCCUACUUCAAGCCUCCAAGGAAGAGGAAGGGGAAGGAUUCAUUAAUGCGAUACACCAUUUUAGCGAUACCCGCCAAUAAGGGGGCAUUGAUGGGUGUGUCGAGUUGUACAUAGCAAUGUCAUUCGACGAGUACAAAUUUCUUGAAUGCCGUGUCGUCUAGCUCGGCAGUUCAAUUUCUUAGGGGUUACUUCGAUCUUCGUGUGACGCAAUGGCCCAAGGCUGGCUGGAUUUAUAACACUCUUACCUAAGCCUAACAUUUAUAUCCUCCAGGCCCUCAUCCAAUACUUGAUGCACAUUGACAUCAGAAUGAGGCCAUUUAGAAUGUCAUUGUCUUUCCAA